AUGGCCCGCCAACCCCCGCGCGUGUGUCCCCUACGCCGUGUGCCGGACAUACCAUCACCAUCUUCUGCCAUAGCAAUCCUAGCUGAUUGGGAGCCGUGUGUGGCAAAUGCUGUCUAUGGAGUACCUAGUAGUCUGGCCGUACCUCAGUACGUUGCUGUCGAAUCGCAUUUGACGAAGAAUCCGCCUGUCCAAAAUUAUCCAUUUACGGCGCCUGCUUAUGUUGUGGCCAAGCUACGGGAGGGGGUGGACACGCGGCUGCCACCUGGGUACGCGACGGGGCAAGCGGUCGAGCAACCCCUACAGGACUGGAAUACACCAAAUAACGAGUGGAACAGUGGUGGAGGGGACCAAGACAAUUCAUGGAACAACGGGCACAUGUCCAACAAUGGCUUAGCAUCGACCUUCCAGAAGUCUACUCCACUACAGGUUGUUUUCCCACCGUCCCCAAACGAAAAAGAUUGGGUUAUGACGGCUGGCAACGAAUCACAAGUUGAUAACGUCCUGGCUAUAUCCUUGAACUACGGCGGACGUCUGGUCUCCAUGGGUUACUAUUUGGUCAGCGGCACAGUCCACUAUUAUGCGAUCAUGCAUAAAUACACCGGUCCCGUCUUCAUCAAGCCCGGCCCAAUGACCUUUGACGAGCUAAUCAAGGCAGCUAGGGAGAAUGAACUGCGCGACUUGGCUUUGACUCAAGUUUGUGGCCAAGAAGAGGAAAAGGGUGUGACGACCUUUAGCACAUCUGGUUCCCUGGCACUCAAUACGCUGAAGAACAAAAACGCCACUUCGAAAAAGAGGGGAUACAGGUUAACCCACCUAUGCGGUUAUUCCGCCGAAGGACGUGGGCGCUAUGUGGGAGUCUGGCAAAAACCAACUCUAAAUAAACUACAAUACGAAGCUCACUACGGGGUAUCGCUCGAGAAUAUCAUUCAAAAAGAUCGCGAUCUAUUGGCAAGGCACUACGUUGCUUCAUCGAUACGUUGUUUCAAUAAUCGACAGCAGGUACUAUGCACUGGGAUCUGGGAAUAUCGGCCGGGUCAAAAAUCAACAGUACUUGUUGGCGAAAAUCUCCCGAAAAUGUACACUCAAUUCAAACAAGACGCACGGAUGUUGCCACGGCAAAUCAGUCAUAUCACAGAUCCAUUCGGAAACGUGAAGUUUGUUGUUCUAUGGAGUGAUGUGCAUUCAAAUCGUUAUCCCAAUCCGGCACCACUGUGGAAUGAAACAAACCAUAUCCCCGUCCGUUUCCUAAAAGGCGCCCCAGAUCUCCUUACAUCAAAACAAUUGGAUUUCAUCGUGCGCCGUGUUGAACACUUUAUGAAGGAUUUAAAUAUUCCCGGACUAUCCAUCGCUAUCUCGAAAAAAGAACAAUUGAAGUUUGCUGCCGGCUUCGGCUAUGCUGAUAUUCGAGCCCGAGAACCUGUAACCCCAAACCAUCAAUUCAGAGUGGGAUCCGUUUCUAAACCCGUUACUGCGGCCGCUAUCAUGCUUCUGGUCGACCAAGGCCGACUUGAACUUGAUCAUCCGGUUUGGGGAAGAAGUGGAUAUUUAGGCAUGGACUUUGCUGAAAAGAAAUCCUAUCGACGGUGGGUCACGGAUGUCACGGUCAGGAACCUACUCGAACAUACGUCUGGUGGAUGGGAUAACUUGGCAUCAGAUGCCGCUUGGAUCCAACCAGAACUUUCCACCAAAGACCUAAUAAAACACGUCCUCGAAAAUGUGCUACUCUCCGAAAGACCAGGCAAAAACUGGAUCUACUCAAAUUUCGGAUAUCAGGUGCUUGGGUAUUUGAUCGAGAAAGUGAGCGGGCAAACCUAUGAAAACUUCGUGAAGAAGAACAUUUUCGCUCCGGCUGAUGUUCAUGAGAUACAAGUAGCGCGACCAUCAAUAUCGGAUCGAGCACCGAGAGAAGUGAUGUAUUACAUGUCGGGUACAGGGAUUGGGUUCAACCCAUAUGAGAUGUUGCCGCCAGAGAGGAUUGGGCCAUGGGGUGGAUGGAUUGCUAGUCCGAUUCAAUUGUUGAUGUUUAUGGCUGCCGUUGAUGGGUCCGAUGGGAGGGAAGAUAUUCUGAGCGAAGAUUCAGUGAAUGAAUGGGUGAAGGCUAGUCCGGCCAGCAAUGACACAUACGGGCUCGGCUGGUCUGUAAAUAUUAUGGGUUUCAAUGGGCUACAACAUGACGGUCGUAUGCCUGGAAGUGCUUCAAUGCUGGUUAGGCUAACUAAUGGUCUUGCUAUGGCCGUGACGGUUAAUAAGGAAUACUCCGAACGCGAUUUCUUCCAUGAACUUGGCUACGUCCUCCACCACAUCGGCAACAACUGUGAUUGGUGGAACGAAACAACGAACGACCUCUUCCAAAAACGAAUCAAA
Molecule: messenger RNA, 2364 nt
Organism: Mesorhabditis spiculigera
Lineage: Eukaryota; Metazoa; Nematoda; Chromadorea; Rhabditida; Rhabditidae
Source: the annotation of a GenBank genome assembly